Messenger RNA from Pelobates fuscus (common spadefoot toad), 1705 nucleotides. It is a transcript of the gene NCF2, whose product is annotated as neutrophil cytosolic factor 2. Gene Ontology annotation, molecular function: protein binding; superoxide-generating NADPH oxidase activator activity. Gene Ontology annotation, biological process: superoxide anion generation. The transcript has 15 exons. Bases 171 to 1703 code for a protein of 510 amino acids. The record is from RefSeq and is a predicted model, not a curated record. NCBI's taxonomy places the organism in Eukaryota, Metazoa, Chordata, Amphibia, Anura, Pelobatidae.
UACAGCAGUAAGGAGACAGACCGCCUUAAAGAGCAAGCUCCCUGCCCGUGGCAGAGUUAGACUAAGACGUAGAGGCAGAGGGGAUAAUAUCGUAUCUGUGAAGCUCAGCUCACUCUUCGCAUAGAGAAAUCAUCCGUAAACCACAGACUUUUGACAAAGGGUUCCCAAACAUGGCUCUGGUUGAGAUUAUGCGUCUUUGGAGCGAGGGGGUAGUAGCUGCAGAAAAGGGGGAUUGGAAUGACGCCCUGAAAUGUUUCACCUCCAUCUCAGACCCUCGAGCCAAAAUUUGCUUCAACAUUGGUUGCUGCCAUCUUGUCCUGGGAAAUUUACAACUGGCUGAGGAGGCAUUCACAUUAACCAUAGAAAGAGACAAGCAUUUGGCUGUAGGAUAUUUCCAACGUGGCCUGGUCUUCUUCAAGAAUGGCAAGUACAUGUCAGCACUACAGGACUGGGUGCGGACCUUCACAGAAAUGCGUGGGAACCAGCUGAUUGACUACAAAAUCCUGGGGAUGACCUUCCAGCUCUACAGCUGUGAGAUUUUGUAUAAUAUCGCUCUGGCGCAUGCCAAACUUGGAGAAUGGGCCAAAGCUGAAGAAAAUCUCCUUCAAGCUCUGAGUCAGAAAUCAGAGCCCCGACACAGCACCAAGAUUGAUAAAGCUCUUCAAAACAUCUUGAAACAAAAAGAUUUUCCUCUGGCGCAAAUGCCAAAGGGAAAGAUGUUCCAGCCCAAUGAGAAGCUGAUUGAGCAGCUGGAUAAGAGAGAUUUCUUGGGCAAAGCUUCGGUUGUAGCUUCUGUGGUUGAUAAGGACAGUUUUUCUGGUUUUGCUCCUCUGCAACCUCAGACCAGAAACCCCCCACCUCGUCCAAAAGCCCCUGAAGUCCUCACGACAUUGCAGGGGGAGCCACACAGAGUCCUGUUUGAGUUUAAUCCCGAGACCUCAGAAGAAAUACAGGUUAUGCCAGGAAACAUUGUGUUUCUCGUCAUGAAAGGAGCAGACAACUGGGCCACUGUCAUGUUCAAUGGAAAGAAAGGCAUCGUACCAUACAAUUAUCUGCAGCCAGUGGAACUGCGCUUUCAACAAACUCAGCCGGCUGCAUCACAGGAAGAAGUCCCCUCAACCAGUGUCCCACCAGAGCAGAUAGACAUCCCAGCACCACCGACUAUUGUACCCCCUGCGAGACCUAACAUUAAAUCCAGUACCAAUGAGAAGCAGAAAACAGCAUGUUCGGAACAUCUUUACAUGGUUAAAGUUUACUACAAAUACACAGUAGCAAUACAAACACCACACAAGCUUGCAUAUGAAGAUCUUCUGUUACUGAUCAGCAGCAAAUUGAAGUGUACGCCCUGCAGUAUCAAGCUCAGUUUCAAAGAUGGAGAUGCUGAUGUAACACUGAAUAAGGACAACAUAGAAAAAGCUUGGGAGUUAAUCACAGACAAUUGCCUGAAACUGAAGUGCACCGAUCUAGAGGCAGAGGAAUCCCCUGUGGUUAUAGAGGAGGUCGACGGUCAAAAUACUCUCCCAGAUCAGGGAAACACAGAAAUCCAUGUGACUGCUCUGUUUGACUAUGAGGCUUCACAACCAGAAGAUUUGUCUUUUAAGAAAGGAGCAAUUAUUAAAGUACUGUCUAAAGUUUCCAAGGAUUGGUGGGAAGGUGAACAUCAGGGAAAAGUGGGAAUCUUUCCAACGGCGUUUGUAAAAUAAAA